Molecule: messenger RNA, 578 nt
Organism: Gambusia affinis (western mosquitofish)
Lineage: Eukaryota; Metazoa; Chordata; Actinopteri; Cyprinodontiformes; Poeciliidae
Product: histone H2B 1/2-like
Exons: 1
Coding region: 152-526 (124 amino acids)
Cellular component (GO): nucleosome
Molecular function (GO): DNA binding; protein heterodimerization activity; structural constituent of chromatin
Source: RefSeq, a predicted model, not a curated record
AGCAACAGAUCAUUCAAUAAAGAAAACAGCCGCGUGAUGAGCCGAGCCAAUGAGAUCGAGGCGACGGCACAGUGAGAUUAGCGUGCAGCCUGUAUAAGAAGCGGCCCUGCGCCUGCGCACAUCAUUCGCUGUUUCCCAGGAAGCCGUGAGGAUGCCCGAACCCGCCAAGUCUGCGCCCAAGAAGGGCUCCAAGAAAGCCGUGACCAAGACGGCCGGCAAAGGAGGCAAGAAGAAGAGAAAGACCAGGAAGGAGAGCUACGCCAUCUACGUGUAUAAGGUGCUGAAGCAGGUCCACCCCGACACUGGCAUCUCGUCCAAGGCCAUGAGCAUCAUGAACUCGUUCGUUAACGACAUCUUCGAGCGCAUCGCCUCCGAGGCGUCCCGCCUGGCUCACUACAACAAGCGCUCCACCAUCACCUCCAGGGAGAUCCAGACGGCCGUGCGCCUCCUGCUGCCCGGAGAGCUGGCCAAGCACGCCGUGUCCGAGGGCACCAAGGCGGUCACCAAGUACACCAGCUCCAAGUGAAGCUGCCGCUUAGCAUCAACCACAACAAAGGCCCUUUUAAGGGCCACUCAAA